This is a messenger RNA of Prunus armeniaca (apricot), 1758 nucleotides long. Lineage: Eukaryota; Viridiplantae; Streptophyta; Magnoliopsida; Rosales; Rosaceae. The record is from the annotation of a GenBank genome assembly.
AUGGAAGAAGAAGACCAACAAAACCCACAACAGAGAAGCUACUGGAGCAGAUGGAGCAAACACGACUUUUUCCCAGAACCCACAUUCCAAAACUUAUCUUCAUACAAAGACGCACUUUCCCACACUCCUUCUCGCCUCAAAGACCGUCUUCUCCACCGCUCCUCUGACUCCUUUGAGCUCCUUCAGCUCCCGAAACAGAGUGAGAAUCGCAUGAAGCGUUGCCUCACUUGGUGGGACUUGGUCUGGCUCGGCUUCGGCUCUGUUGUUGGUUCAGGCAUUUUUGUAAUCACUGGCGAGGCAACCCGUGACUAUGCUGGGCCUUCCAUUGUUCUCUCCUACGCCAUCUCUGGUUUCUCUGCUUUGCUCUCAGUUUUGUGCUACACAGAGUUCGCUGUUGAAAUCCCGGUUGCAGGCGGGUCCUUUUCGUACCUUCGAAUCGAAUUGGGGGACUUUGUGGCUUUCAUAGCAGCUGGGAAUAUUCUGCUGGAGGCCCUUCUUGGUUCAGCUGGACUGGGUCGUUCUUGGUCUUCUUACUUUGCCAGCAUGUUUAGGACUGAUGACACUGACUUUCUUCGAAUUCGGGUAAAAUCUUUGCCUGAUGGUUUUAAUCUCUUAGACCCAAUUGCCGUUGUGGUGCUUUUGGUUGCCAAUAGUAUUGCAAUGAGCGGGACAAGGAGGACUUCUGUGUUGAAUUGGAUUGCUUCUAUAGCUAGUGCUUUUAUUAUUGUGUUUAUAAUAAUUGUUGGGUUUGUUCGUGGCAACACUGCAAAUUUGACACCCUUUUUCCCAGAAGGAGCAGAGGGUUGUUUCAAGGCUGCAGCUAUUGUGUUCUGGUCUUAUACAGGUUUUGAUAUGGUUGCCAAUAUGGCUGAGGAAGCUAAGAAACCCUCAAGGGAUAUACCAGUAGGUUUGAUUGGUUCUAUGAGUUUGAUCACAGUGGUUUAUUGCUUGAUGGCUUUGGCACUGAGCAUGAUGCAGAAAUACACUGAAAUUGAUAGAGAUGCCGCUUAUUCGGUUGCUUUCGAAGCGAUUGGCAUGGAUUGGGCUAAGUAUUUAGUGAGUAUAUGUGCCCUCAAGGGAAUGACUACAAGCCUGCUGGUUGGGUCUAUGGGGCAAGCUAGGUAUACCACUCAGAUUGCAAGAGCUCAUAUGAUUCCGCCCUGGUUUGCUUUGGUUCACCCGAAAACCGGAACCCCUAUUUAUGCUACUGUCAUGGUGACCUUAGUUAGUGCAGUUGUAGCACUAUUCACUAGUCUGGAUGUGCUGUCCAGUGUCUUUUCUUUCAGUACGCUCUGCAUUUUUAUGUUUGUGGCUAUUGCAUUGCUUGUAAGGCGGUAUUAUGUUAAGGAUGCGACACCGAGGAAUGAUUUGGUCAAAUUUCUUAUAUGUUUGUUUGUUAUAAUUGGUUCUUCUAUUGGAGUUACAGUUCUUUGGAAUGCAGACAAGCGGGGGUGGAUUUGGUAUGUAGUUUUUGGUGUUAUUUGGUUAUUGGGGACUUUGUGGAUGGCAUUCCUUCCAAAGCACCGAGUUCCCAAAGUUUGGGGGGUUCCGCUUGUUCCUUGGUUGCCUGCAUUGUCAAUUGGAAUUAAUGUUUUCCUCAUUGGAUCUCUGGGUUAUGUUGCAUUCUUGAGGUUUCUCAUUUGCACUGCGGUUAUGGUUGCCUACUAUUUGCUAGUUGGUGUACAUGCAACAUAUGAUGUAGCUCACCAGUCCGAACAAGAAUCUAAAACUGAAGAGGGAAAUCAAAGUGCAAGCUAA